Penicillium longicatenatum is the source of this 240-nucleotide messenger RNA. RefSeq lists its product as uncharacterized. Lineage: Eukaryota; Fungi; Ascomycota; Eurotiomycetes; Eurotiales; Aspergillaceae. The transcript has 2 exons. The record is from RefSeq and is a predicted model, not a curated record. Bases 1 to 240 code for a protein of 79 amino acids.
AUGUCUGGUGACAAUGCUCGUGGGGUGGUUGGGCAACCUUUAGAAACAUGGGGACACGACGCGUUGGGCAUUGAGGAUGAGAAAAAGGGAUCCAUCAAGCCGAUGGCAAAGAGUGGGCAACCAGUCCUGAUUGAUGAGCAACUUGCCACAGGAGCUUCAAAUGCCAAUCGGCCUGGAAAAAACCGAGCUACCUCGUCAGCUCGAACGAAUCAUGAGCUGCGGAGGGAGAGAGAAAAGUAA